Messenger RNA from Micropterus dolomieu (smallmouth bass), 849 nucleotides. RefSeq lists its product as uncharacterized. The transcript has 8 exons. The coding region runs from base 1 to 849 and encodes 282 amino acids. The record is from RefSeq and is a predicted model, not a curated record. Lineage: Eukaryota; Metazoa; Chordata; Actinopteri; Centrarchiformes; Centrarchidae. Gene Ontology annotation, cellular component: membrane.
AUGUGCGGAUACCGAACCAUCAAGUACACUUUGUUCGUCUUCUGCUACGCCUUCUGGGUUGUGAGUGCUGUGCUCAUAGCGGUGGGGAUCUACGCCAAGAUCGCCAAGGAGAACGAUGUGGUUGACACCCUGACAAUAGAUCCAGCUCUGCUGUUGAUCGUCGUCGGCUCGAUGAUGUUUCUCAUCACCUUCCUUGGAUGUUACGGAGCGCUGCGUAACGCCACCUGCCUGCUGAAGACGUUUCUGGGGAUCGUGGCGGCCGUCCUCAUCCUGCAGAUCGCUGCUGGAGUCGUGGGGUACCUCUUCACAGACAUGGUGAUGGAGAGAACAGAAAGGCUGAUGAUGAAGGCCAUCAUCCGCUACAGGGAGGACCAGGACCUGGAGAACGCCAUUGACUUUAUCCAGAAAAAGUUUCAGUGCUGUGGCGUUGAGAGUUACAAGGACUGGUCCCACAAUGUCUACUUUGAGUGUUUAGACACCAACCCUAGUCUGGAGGCCUGUGGAGUUCCCUUCUCCUGCUGCGUUCACCUACAGAACCAGACGGUGCUGAACACCAUGUGUGGUUAUGGGAUGCAGCAUUUGGAGGAGCGUAUGGCUGGUAAGAACGUCUUCACCAUCGGCUGCCUGGAGAAGAUCAUCUGGUGGGCCAAAAACCACCUGCUGCUGGUGGCUGGUCUGACUGCCGGCCUGCUGCUGCUCGAGGUCGGCAUGAUCUGCCUGGCUGCCGUUCAGAUCUCCAGGAUAAAGAGAACUCAACCAAAAACCCAAGGAAAUGCAACUAGAGGCAAAAGGGAGAGAAAGGACAGCUACUGGACUCCUGCGUUUGCAGAAGAUCUGCUGGAGAACUGA